UACCGCUAAAGAGGAGGAAACUACCACUCAACCAAUUUCUGCGGAACCAACGACACAACCUAUGACCCAAAGCCCACAAGAGGAAGGGACUCUUAGUGAUUUCGAUGUGGCAAAUAGGAUUUGUGGUGAAGAACUUUUGGGCCCAGUUGUUAGGCGCAGAGGGCCGGCACUACCCACAAAACGUAUAAACUGGCUACCACAUCCUAGCGAUGAUCUUUGUACGAUUCAGCUGAAACGGUUUAUACACAAAUAUCGCCUACGUCCUAAUAACACAAAAGCCAACCAUGAGUUUGAGCAGCGCAUUUGGACAGUGUACAUGACUCUCGAUCUGAAUCGUGGUAGCAUAAAAGAGAAAGCACGGGUCUACAACGAGUUUUUAAAGUAUGAUAAGCUGCGUUUAUAUCUGGAUUCCAUACUUGAGGCCAAGAUACAUGAAUGUGAGGUUAGGUUGGCCGAUAGCCCUUCCGCAAGUUGUAAGAAGACAUUGAUGCGCGCAAAGAACGAGUUCAGAGGAGCUCUCAAGGCAGCAAUAUCUGACAAGCAAAAGGCUAUAGCCAAGAAUUCGAUGAUUUGUGAAACGGGUGACGAAAAUUAUUAUUAACGAAUUCAAUCAGUUCUGUAGCAAAAUAAUACGUAUUCAUAAUAUUUUACUAUCAAACAAAUCGACAAUUAAAACACAAAGCCUUUAUUGAA
Scaptodrosophila lebanonensis is the source of this 693-nucleotide messenger RNA. RefSeq lists its product as uncharacterized. The record is from RefSeq and is a predicted model, not a curated record. The coding region runs from base 62 to 601 and encodes 179 amino acids. The transcript has 2 exons. Lineage: Eukaryota; Metazoa; Arthropoda; Insecta; Diptera; Drosophilidae.